AGUUGCCGUGCGUACGCGUUGGUGAGCAGUUUAUGUGAUUGUUGUGUUUGUGUAGUGUUGUGACUUGUAUGGAUUAACACACGAAAUUGUGGUGAUCCCAGUGCAGUUUACACGUUUCUCAACCACUUUUGUGGCAAUUAGUGAGUAGCUGAUCAAAAACACUGUCUGUGCCUGUUACACUCCGGUUACGUGUCUGUUACGACAGACUUUCCCAGAGUUGUGUUAUCAGUUAUAUUACACACACACGCCUGCUUCAUAUGAGUGAGGAAACAAAAUCCAAGGAAUAUCGAUUGGCAGCUUUCUUUCUAAUUAAUGACAUAAUUAGAUGAGAUUCACAAAUUCCUGUAUAACUGUAAGAAUCUGCGCCAUUUUUAUGACGUCAUUCCACGUUUUGGGUUUACUGGCUGUUAUUUGGUUUUGUGAUGGUGAGGAAACGAGCUAAUGUUUUCGUCCAUAUGGUUGCCCUACGCUUGUUGAUCUUCCUUUAUUAUGCUGGAGCAUCAUGUGCACUAUCGUCAUCUUCGUCGCCGGCAGUUGUCCACUCUGCCGGGGCUCGAACUGGAGCUGCUGGAGCCACGGCAGCUCGACUGCGUCACUCGAGGCAUCUGCUUGCCAGAGCACCCCCUCCCCCACCGGGGUCCCCCCACGCUGAAGCCCUCCGAUCUGAAGAUGGCUACAUUGAUGCCACUAACAGCCACUACUCUAUGCUGCCGAGUGCUAUCAACUCAGUUGGCUCAGAAAAGCUGACUGUGCAUGAUAAUCACAAACCAUUCUUCACCAACUGCUCCCGUUAUCAGCCGUCUGUCAAAGAGGAGUCGGAACCUGGUGUCUUUGUAUUCCAGGUGACUGCAGUAGACAGGGACCCCCCAGACAGCGGCGGUAGAAUCAUGUACACAAUUGUCUCGAGUCCUGGAGAAAGGCAACAGAAAUUCAACAUAGACCCCAAUACUGGCGUUAUCACAACAAAUAAUUAUAUGUUUGACCGAGAUGAGCCAACGAGAGAGAAAGAGGUGUACUUAUCAGUGCGAGCAACGGACAAUGGCCGACCGCAGUUGGAUGAUGUCUGCACUGUCAAAAUAAUCAUCGAGGAUAUCAACGAUAAUUCACCAGAUUUCGAUAAAGUGAGCUACACAGAGUCCGUCCCACAGGACCUUCCAGUCGGCCAGGAGGUAAUGCGGAUCUCGGCGACGGACAUCGACGAUGGCAACAACAGCAUCAUUCACUACGUCAUCGACCCGGACCUCAACGACGAGCAUGCCGACCAGGAUGCCAAGUACUUCCGCAUCGACAAAGCAACCGGCAGCAUCAAACUCAACAAACCUAUUGAUAAAAGCGCCGGCUACAAGUUCAAGCUACGAGUGAACGCGACAGACUUAGGGUCGCCUCCGAACCACGCCAGCAUGAAGCUCUACGUGGCAGUGGUGGAGUCACACAAGAAAGCUCCCACAUUCACCUAUAUCCAAUCUUCCCCCAUUAUCAUCAAAGAGAACCUGUCCGACUUUUCCUACCAUAUCGCCACCUUCGAAGCUGUGUCGAAUACAGACGAAAAAGCGCCUGUCUUUGAAUUGGUGAAAGGAAAGACGCAGCAAACGAACAAGGAUGACACUUUCCGUCUCUAUGUGGAUGGAAAAAAGGCGUACAUUCGGCUCGGGGCUUUCCUCGACUAUGAAACAAAUCCUGAGUAUACGCUCACUGUCCGUAUUCAGAACAAAUUCCACUUGGCAACUCAGACAUCUGUGACAAUACAGCUGGAAGAUGUGAACGACAGAAUUCCAGCGUUCACAGAAGUUGUGUCUGGAAGUGUGCUGGAGAACGAGCCUCCUGGAACUCCAGUCAUGCAAGUGCGAGCAAUCGACUUGGAUGGAACAUCUGCACACAAUCAGGUAACUUAUGAGCUGGCAGAUAAUGAGGAAUUCUUCGACAUUGAUCCUUACACAGGCAACAUAACCACCAAAGUGACAUUUGACAGGGAAAAGCAAGACUUCUACAAUAUUAAAGUGAUAGCCACGGAUAACUCACCCUCAGCCUUAUAUUCUACUGGAGUUCAUAAUAUUGGUCAACAAGUUUUCAGAAUUGAAAUCGCCGAUAAGAAUGACAAUCCACCAAAAUUCACCAAAAGUGUCUACGUGGCUGAAUCUAUUUUGGAAAAUGCUGAUCAGAACUCCUUGGUGACCGAGGUGAAAGCUUUGGAUAAUGACACAGCAUCCUCCGUUACCUACAGCAUUGUUGAUGGAAAUAUCAAUGAUGCUUUUGUAAUUGAAGACAGUACUGGCAAAAUUCGUGUGGGAACAAACGGAUUGGAUUACGAGAAAUUGACAAAUUACACCUUGAAAGUAAGAGCUUUCGACGGCGUUUAUGAGGAUUAUUGUAGUGUGAUAAUUAAGAUUGAAAACGUAAAUGACAACCAGCCUGUGUUCCUGCCUUAUCAAAACAACAUCACCAUUGAAGAGGAGAAGCUAGUUCAUGGAUGUAUUGUGAAGGUUGAAGCAUACGACCCAGACAUCCCAGACCGUUCUGCGCCUCAGCACAUCAACUACUUUGUGGUGAAGGAGGAUCAGCAAAAACUGCUGAAGAUCGACAAGAAAGGGUGUUUGUCGCUGAUCAAGCCUUUGGACAGAGACCCUCCUGACGGCUUCGAGAUCUGGCAGGUGCUGAUUGGCGCUGAUGACGAUGACGGAAAACCCAACUCUCUCCGUUCCACCACUGAAGUAGUCAUCACUCUAAUUGAUAUCAACGAUAACGCGCCUUUCCUGUCUAUUAUGCAGCCAGUCGUGUGGAGAGAGAACCAGCCACCGGGGCCCAUAGUGCAGCUCAAGGCCAAAGACUACGACGGCCCCGAAAAUGGGGAGCCUUUCAAGUACGCCUUGGCACCCAGCACUAGUGUCGAGAUUCAGUCCAAGUUCUCCAUUGUCGGAGAUCAGCUGAAGGCACUAGUCUCAUUCGACCGAGAGGACAAGAAAUCUUACGAAAUAAAAAUAUCGAUCACUGACAGUGGAAAUCCUCCCCAGACUGGCACUAGCACUCUUCAAGUGGUCAUUGGAGACGUCAAUGAUAACGCUAUGAAACCAGGAGAGAGCUCCAUUUUUGUCUACAAUUAUAAGGGAGAAGCACCUGACACGGAAAUCGGCAGAGUCUACGUUGAUGACCCUGAUGACUGGGAUUUGGCCGACAAGAGGUUUGAGUUUGACGGUUCAACUCACCAUUACUUCGACCUCAACUACAAGACUGGAAUGAUUACUAUGCUGCAGGGAGUUAAGGAGGGCUCUUAUCAACUCAAUUUCAAGGUUACUGAGGAAUCGCACCUCAUCCCGUUACAUACAGUGGACGCCAUUGUCAAUGUGACAGUGAAAGUAAUUCCUGAAGAGGCUGUUGACAAAUCUGGAUCUAUCAGGCUGUCAGGAAUCAAAGCUGAGGAAUUUGUGGCUGAAGACUCUAGGGGCAUGAACAAGUACUCUCAGUUUCGUAUGAGGUUGGCCAAAUAUCUAAACGUGAGCUUGGAUAACGUGGACGUGUUCACAGUGCUUCACUCUCCUCAUAACACCAACCUAACAGAGCUGGAUGUCAGGUUCUCAGCGCAUGGAUCGCCCUACUACGAAGCCGAAAAACUCAACACCGCCAUUGCUGUGCAUCAGGCUGAUCUUGAACGAGCCCUCGGUGUGAAAAUCCUGAUGGUGAACAUCGACGAAUGUCUGAUAGAGAAGAAAUACUGCAGAGAAGAGAAGGGAGACUGCAUCAACUUCCUGAACAAGAGCAACUCGCCAAGUCCGGUCUACACUAACACCACCACCUUUGUCGGCGUGAAUGCGGUCAUAGAGCCAUUCUGCAGCUGCCAUUCUCCCAAGAAAGAGCUCACCAUUUGCCAUAACGGAGGCACACCUGUUGGCGAUACAUGCGAAUGCCCCGACGGAUUCGAGGGUCCAAAUUGCGAAAUUUUGGGCAUCGGAUUUUCGGGGGAUGGUUGGGCCCUGUACCCUCCUGUACCCUCCUGCAUUGACUCGCACAUCUCCCUGCAACUGCGAUCCAACAAACGUGACGGACUUGUCUUCUAUGUGGGACCCUCCUACCACAACCAGCAUUUGCCUAUUCAAGAUUUCAUGUCGUUGGAACUGCGCGGAGGCUUCCCGGUGCUACUAGUCGACUACGGCACGGGCACCGUUCGCAUAGAGCAGCACGAGAUCGAUUUGGCGGACGGUGGCACACAUCUCAUCGAGAUAGAAUGGAGCGAGACGAGCAUCGAGCUACGAGUGGACAACUGUCGUCGCCAGAACUGUCUGAAGCUGACAACGCCCGUUGGUCCCAACCAGUUUCUCAACGUGAACGGGCCGCUGCAGAUUGGCGGCACUCACUUUGACCUGCAACUGCUCGGCAGUCAGACCAACUGGACCUACAAACCGCAGGAUAUUGCGUUUGAUGGGUGUGUUCAGAACUUUACGUUCAACAGAAAGCUGUACAAUUUGGGAAUGCCCAGCCUUUCAAAGAAUAUUGACGUUGGCUGUAAUAGAGGAAUGGCUGUUGCAGUUACGUUUGGAAUUGAUACAAGCUUUCUAGUCGCCAUUUUACUAUGCCUCUUGAUUCUAUUGGUGCUACUUUUGGCAGUGGUUGUACAUAGGAGAAAAACGGACGACCUGUACAAGGACAUCGAUGACAUCAGAGAAAACAUCAUCAACUAUGAGGACGAGGGUGGUGGGGAGGGGGAUAUGACUGCCUACGACCUGAAUGUGCUCAAGCUGCUCUACGACAUACCGGAGAAGCAACAGCCCAACGGAACGCAUCUGCUUCAGAAACCUGGUGCAGACUCAGUGCCUGACAUAGACGGUUUCCUGAAUGUGAAGAAGCAGACAGUGGACCAGGAUCCCGACGCCACUCCGUUCGACGACGCCCGCCAUUACGCCUACGAGGGAGAUGGUAACACCACCGGAUCGCUCUCCUCUCUCGCUUCUGGUACUGACGAGGCCGAUCUAAACUUCGAUUACUUGUCGAACUUCGGGCCGAGAUUCAGGAAGCUGGCCGAUAUGUACGGUGAGGAUCCCAGUGAUGAGGAGGACAAUUACCAUAAUGCCGCCUCGGAGUCAUGGUGUUAACAAUAUCACAGAUAUCAGAGCGAACAGUGGUAACCGGUUAUCAGUGGUAACGGAACUGUUACAGCCAUCACAAAAUAGUCGACGUUGGUGAAAGGACUGUUACAGGUGUCAUUGAAGACAAAACUGAUCAAAAAUCUGUCAAAUAACAUUGUUGGAAAAUUGUAAUGAGUUAUGAUUGAUGAUAAAACUGUUCCAUUUAUCAUUGAUAACUUCAACAGUUCUGAUUGAUCACAGGAAUAGUCAGUUGUCAACCAACUUUGUUAUCAUUGAUAACUGCAACAGUUCUGAUUGAUCACAGAAUAGUCAGUUGUCAACCAACUUUGUUAUCAUUGAUAACUGCAACAGUUCUGAUUGAUCACAGAAUAGUCAGUUGUCAACCAACUUUGUUAUCAGUUAUCAUUGGUGAUUUUGAUCAGUUACCAUUGAUAGCAGAACUGUUACCAGUCUGUGGUAUAGUAUUAUUGAAAUAUUGUAACGACUGAAGCCAAGUUCAGUAUUUCUAUCCACGUUUUCACGCAACGUAUUACGUUUCUGUGACGUGAAUCAGAUGUAAAGUAUUCCGUAUGUCACCUCUAUACGUCAGACUUGAAGACGUCAUUUUGCAAGUCUGAUCAUUGAAAUGAGACAGAGAUAUUGUAGUACCUACGUCUAGUACCUUGUGUGAAAACUUGCUAGGAGUACGAAAGGUUCCAUGAAUAUAGCACACAUUGUAUACUCAUCCAAUAGCUAUCUGAAUUUGUCAAUCAUUGAAAUGAGACAGAGAUACUGUAGUACCUACGUCUAGUACCUUGUGUGAAAGCAUGCUAGAGGUACGAAAGGCUCUAUGAAUAUAGCACACAUUGUAUAAUCAUCCAAUAGCUAUCUGAAUUUGUCAAAUUUUUGUAAAUUGAAUUUAUGUAAAAGCAUUCAUAUCGAUGUUAAAUGAAAAAACUAAGAAAUUCUCAUAAAAAGUCUUUUCCAUUUAAUUUGAAUAAUUACCACAAUAUCAACACAAAAAGUUAUAUUAAUAACCUCUCACUUACAGUAAACUCUUGACAUUCUUCACAAGGUGAACUGUCAAGUUAUUGCUCGAGAGGAAACAUUUUUCAUGAAAUUAUACACAAUGACAAUAGCAACUUGGAAGUAUGAUUUACAGUAGGUUUUCGCAAGGAGUUAGUUCUAUGAAUAUAUUGAUUUCAUGAAGUAUGAGAAAUUUAUAUUGGAAGAAGUUUCGAAAACUAACAGAUUGUGCUUCUGAAGAUUUGAAAAACUAUAUAUCGUACAUAUGCAUCAACAAAAACACAAUAUCUUGUUAUUUUUCAAAAUAUAUAUCCAUUGUGGAUAGC
Messenger RNA from Nilaparvata lugens (brown planthopper), 6406 nucleotides. Its product is annotated as DE-cadherin. The record is from RefSeq and is a predicted model, not a curated record. The transcript has 30 exons. Gene Ontology annotation, molecular function: calcium ion binding; cadherin binding. Gene Ontology annotation, cellular component: adherens junction; plasma membrane; catenin complex. NCBI's taxonomy places the organism in Eukaryota, Metazoa, Arthropoda, Insecta, Hemiptera, Delphacidae. Gene Ontology annotation, biological process: adherens junction organization; calcium-dependent cell-cell adhesion; multicellular organism development. The coding region runs from base 423 to 5081 and encodes 1552 amino acids.